Triticum dicoccoides is the source of this 510-nucleotide messenger RNA. RefSeq lists its product as uncharacterized. Lineage: Eukaryota; Viridiplantae; Streptophyta; Magnoliopsida; Poales; Poaceae. The record is from RefSeq and is a predicted model, not a curated record. The transcript is spliced from 6 exons. The coding region runs from base 1 to 510 and encodes 169 amino acids.
AUGGAGAGCGGCCAAAGGAGCAACGACGGCCAGCCCCUGCCUCCUCUCCAGCACGUCCAGGGAUCCAUAGGUCAAUUGAUGUUGGGCACCAAUCUUGCUCCUAUUUGGGUGGGCUAUAGCUUUGUCAGGCUGCCAUCAUAUUCUGAUCUUCCAGUGUUCCUUCUGCGGUGUGGAGGAGGUGUGGAAAUUCCCAAACCGAAACCCUGGCUCCUCUCUCUGCUCGGCACCGCCUACACCAGCGGCUUCGACAGUCAAUCCUCAGCGCCUGUAGCGACAAAGCUCUGGAAGGAGUGUGAUUGUGCUAGCAGAGUAAAAUACUGGAAUCGCUCUGACUGCUCCUGGACUUCCAAGGUGACGCUGGGAGAUUCGUUCUGCCACUUUGCCUAUACUCCGCCUGAUCACCGUUCAUCCAGAGAAAAGGAGAGGAAGGGGAUGGAUGAGCAAGGACCAGAAGGACCAGAAGAAGAAGGGCAAGGGAGAUGGGGCGAUGUGCAUGUCCAUGGAGAUUAG